CUCUCUCUCUCUCUCUCUCUCUCUAUAUAUAUAUAUAUAUGUAUAUAUAACCAGCCAGCCUACCAUGGGUAGCCAUUUUGCUCCCCCUCUAAACCCCACAUUUCUUCUUCUUCUUCUAAUUGCUGCUUCUGCACAGCCACAGCCACUCCAUGAAAGAUUCCGCCGCUGCAUCAAUCUGAAAUCGCCGGCCGAUUUCAACACCACCUCCAAUGGCGAUCUCUUCUCCGCUCCCGCCAUUAACGCCACCUCCUUCGCCUCCACCCUCCAAUCCACCGCUCAAAACCUCAGGUUCCUCCUCCCCUCCCUCCCCAAACCCAUCCUCAUUUUCACCCCCUCCACCAAAACCCACGCCGCCGCCGCCGUAGCCUGCGCCCGCCGCCUCCAAAUCCACCUCCGCCUCCGCAGCGGCGGCCACGACUACGAAGGCCUUUCCUACGUCUCCCACCUCCAACAUCCCUUCAUGCUCCUCGACCUCUCCAAACUCCGAUCCAUCACCGUCGAUCUCCGCCGCAACACCGCCUGGGUUCACGCCGGCGCCACCGUCGGCGAGCUUUAUUACAGAAUCUCCCAGCAAAGUAAAACCCUAGGCUUUCCCGCCGGCCUCUGCUCCAGCUUAGGAAUCGGCGGCCACAUCACCGGAGGAGCGUACGGCACCUUGAUGAGGAAGUACGGCCUCGCCGUCGACAACGUAAUCGACGCCUGGAUCGUCGACGCCGCCGGCAGAAUCCUCGACAGAAAAUCCAUGGGAGAGGAUCUCUUCUGGGCCAUCAGAGGCGGCGGCGGCGCCAGCUUCGGAAUUAUCCUCGCCUGGAAAGUUAAGCUCGUCCCCGUCCCGGCGACCGUCACCGUCUUCACCGUCGCAAGAACUCUCGAGCAAGGCGCGACGAGAAUUCUCCAGAAAUGGCAACAGAUCGCCGAUAAACUUGCCGACGACAUCUUCAUUAGGGUAAUUAUAAAAGUUGCAGAACUCCGUCGCCGGAAAACUAUCCAGACUUCAUACAACGCCGUCUUCCUCGGCGGAGCCGACAGUCUGCUGGAAUUAAUGGAAACGAGCUUCCCUGAAUUAGGGUUAACUCGUCACGACUGCAUCGAGAUGAGCUGGAUCGAAUCAGUUCUGUACAUCGCCGGCUACCCGUCGAAUACUCCGCCGGCGGCGCUGCUGGAGGGGAAGUCUUUGUUCAGAAACUACUUCAAGGCGAAAUCAGAUUUCGUGAGAAGGGCGAUUCCAUUGAAGGGGCUUGAAGGUCUGUGGAAGAUGAUGAUGGAGGAGGAUUCUCCGAUGAUGAUAUGGAAUCCGUACGGCGGGAUGAUGGGCAGAAUAUCGGAAUCGGAGAGUCCAUUCCCCCACCGGAAAGGGGUGAUAUACAAAAUACAGUACGUGACGAUUUGGAACGACGGCGGAGCGGAGUCGGCGGCGAGGCACGUGGGGUGGAUGAAGAGGGUGUACGAUUUCAUGGGUGCUUAUGCUUCUGUAAACCCUAGAGAAGCUUACGUGAAUUACAGAGAUCUUGAUUUAGGGAUGAAUGGGAAUAAUAAUUAUAAUAAUAAUAAUAAUAAUAAUGGGUCGAAUUUGGAGCAGGCGAGGUUGUGGGGAAGGAGAUAUUUUAUGAACAACUUUGACAGGCUUGUUGAGGUGAAGACGAUGGUGGAUCCUGAUAAUUUCUUCAGGCACGAGCAGAGCAUCCCUUCAUAUUGAUAAAAACAACAGCAAAACCUACAGCGACGACGACGACAUAUCUCAUCAGUGAAUGUUGACAAAACUGUCUUCCG
Messenger RNA from Andrographis paniculata, 1770 nucleotides. Its product is annotated as berberine bridge enzyme-like 15. The transcript has 2 exons. The record is from RefSeq and is a predicted model, not a curated record. Lineage: Eukaryota; Viridiplantae; Streptophyta; Magnoliopsida; Lamiales; Acanthaceae. Bases 65 to 1696 code for a protein of 543 amino acids. Gene Ontology annotation, molecular function: oxidoreductase activity; FAD binding.